UUGUUUUCCGGCGACGCGUGUGGAAGUGUUCUAAUCCGUGGCUUUCGGUUUACCUACGGACGGUCGUUACCACCAGUUGGAGGAAAUAUAAAGAUAGAUUUUUUCUCUUCUUCCUGUGUCUGUUGGCCGUGCAUAUCGACUCCGCUAGACGAGGUAUAGUAAGCAACAGCGACCAGAACGGUACAUCGAGUAAUAGUCAGUGGAUUUAAUAGUGAAAAUCUAGUGCGAAAAACGUCGUGUUGGGUGGUUAGGGCGCUAUAGGGCGUAGAGUGAAAAAGUGAUAUUUUCUCCGCAGUCCAAAGUGCAGCGCAUUAUAAGCUUUCAGUGAGAAUCGGUAGCGGAAAGGCUAAGUUAUAAUUGAGAGCAACAACUGUUUCUGUUUAUGAAAACGAUACAAGUGUAAGCGAGUGUAGAAAAGUGUACAAAGCGAAACGUGGAAUUGUGAGUGAGCUCGUUGGAGUAAGAAGAUAAAUAGUAAUAAUGGCGGCGCCAGCAGCACCAGUUAAAAAAGUGCCGAUUCAUUUACAGAGUGCACAGAACCGACUGUACAUCAAACGGGGUCACGUGGUGAACCACGAUGGAAUGCAACAGGCGGAUAUCUACAUCGAGGACGGAACUAUCAGAUACGUUGGCUCCGGUGCAGACUUCGUCGUCCCGGGAGGCUGCCGCACGAUAGACGCUACCGGUAAGAUGGUUAUCCCCGGCGGUAUCGAUCCACACACACACUUCCAACUGGAGUUCGGGGGCACCGUUGCGGUGGACGAUUUCUAUCAGGGAACGAAGGCAGCCGUCGCCGGUGGGACCACCACAGUCAUUGAUUUCGUCAUCCCGAAAAAGGGCGAAUCGCUACUGGAAGCGUACGACACAUGGCGGGAGCGUGCCGACUCGAAGGUGGUGUGCGACUACGGUCUGCACGUGGCCAUCACCUGGUGGUCCAAAUCGGUUCGCGACGAGAUGAAGAUCCUGUGCCAAGAGCGGGGCGUGAACUCGUUCAAAUGCUUCAUGGCGUACAAAGGCCUGUUCCAGGUGACCGAUAGUGAGUUGUACGAGAUUUUCGAAACGUGCAAGGAACUGGGUGCGGUAGCCCAGGUGCACGCCGAAAAUGGAGACGUCAUUGCCAAAAAUGUACAAAAACUGCUGGCUGCCGGUGUCACCGGACCGGAAGGUCACGAACUGUCCCGCACGGAAGAAGUGGAAGCCGAAGCGGUCAACAGGGCCUGCGUCAUUGCCCAUCAGACCAAAUGUCCCCUGUACGUAGUGCAUGUGAUGAGCAAAUCGGCCGGAAUCGAGCUCGCACGUGCUCGCCGCCGGUACAACGGUGUCGGUAUCUACGGCGAAACCCUGGCUGCCGCCCUUGGCACCGAUGGCACGCACUACACCAACCAGUGCUGGCAUCACGCCGCCGCACAUGUCCUCAGCCCUCCACUUCGUCCGGAUCCAACGACACCAGAAUUUUUGAUGAAACUGCUCGCCCAGGACGAUCUGCAAACGACCGGCAGUGACAAUUGCACCUUCAACAAGAAUCAGAAAGAACUUGGCCUUGAAGAUUUCACCAAGAUUCCGAAUGGUGUGAACGGAGUGGAGGAUCGGAUGUCCGUUGUCUGGGAGAAGGGCGUUCAAACAGGACUAAUCGAUCCUCAGCGCUUUGUUGCCAUUACCAGCACAAAUGCAGCGAAAAUCUUCAAUAUCUAUCCACGGAAGGGUCGCAUUGCGCCAGGCUCGGAUGCGGACGUACUUAUUUGGGACCCGAAAGCGGUACGCACCAUUUCCGCGACCACCCAUCACCAAGCUUGUGACUUCAACAUCUUCGAGGGUAUGAAGUGCCACGGUGUUCCAGAAUACGUCAUCGUUCACGGCCGGGUGUGCGCCGAGAAUGGAUUGCUCAGGGUGGCUGAGGGACAAGGUUCGUUCCUGGAAACGCCAAUCAAUCCACCAUUCGUGUACGAUGCACUGAAUGGAAUCAAAACACGAAACGGAGACGACAAAGAAGCUCGCAACGGUCUGCAGAACUUAGAUUUGAAUCAGAAGCAUGAGGUGGACAUUCCGGACACGUUUGCUCUGCCGGAGAAGUAUGUUCCCGGGCCAGCGUUGAGCAUCAUGUCCGGUGACUCGGCAGUGAGUACGCCGCACAGUGCACGAGGUCACCGACCCGACGGCACCAAGGACAUGCAACAAUCGACGUUCUCGAUCAGCGAGGAAAUCGACACGAGUGAAAAGCGAGCGUGCAUCCGCGUAAAGAACCCACCGGGCGGCAAAUCAUCCGGAUUUUGGUAAACCAAUUACCAGUUACUAUACUACGAGUGGAGAGCAUUCUUCCAAAUCGACAAAUUAUUUAUUACCAACCAAGCGGUUUAUAGAGAGCUAGGAUCACGAAACCAAAUUAUCAACAAUACUGGAACAAACUCAGAUUACUGCUAAUUAACAGACCAUAACUUUCAUAUCUUGAACGGAAGUAAUGUACGAUUUUGUCAAGAACCGAUGCUAAGCAACAUUUUCAAAUGCAAUUAGGUCCAAUAUUGAACACGCAGAAAAAAAAACACGUGUUGAAAACUCAAACCAAAUUAGAACGCUUCCGAUUAAAGUGUAAUUUAAAACCAUAUUAAAAUCUAACCACAGAGAACAGACGUUCAUUUUAUGUCUCGAAGUUGUGUAAAACUUCUGUAAUUUUGAAGUAUGUCGUUAUGCCCCCGUUGCGCUGUGCUAGCAGCUAACACAGACAAACAGACAUAACAGCUUGAACAUUUUUCUAAAAAUCCAUCGCUCAACUCUUCUACCACCAUUUCGCGAGCAUGUUACACGAAACAAUGUUUCGUAUGUAAUUGUCAUCAUAAGGCACUUGAGUUAAGUGCCAAACUCAAAGGAAUACGACGCAAGCGCGUCCAGUUGUGAAAUGUGCAAUCAAUCAAAUUCAAAUUGAUCGUUGAAGCCAUAGUGGAUGGUAAUUUAUCUAGUGUUACGUGCUAGCAUGCUGAAAAUUUGCUAUAUUUUAUUUUUUGGGGCUAGUGUUCAUUCCGAAUUAUCACCACCUCUUUUAUGCAGUGUAAGAAAACGCCAUCGUUUGCGGCGUUUGCGGCGCAGAUGAGCUUUACACACAUUUUCAACAGAAUUUUGUUCGAGCCUCCAUGUCUGUUCUCUGUGAUCUAACUAACGAAAUAAUAAACUCUACCGUACUACCAAACAUAGAUGAACAAACUUAGAACUGAAUAGAUGUUUCGUUAACUCUUAAAAAAAUGCAUAAUUCGUAGUUGCGUUUGCUUGACCAGACAACCGUAGAUUCAUAAGAAACUUUAUUUUGGUUAUUGCAAUGCAAUAACCGUCGUAGUUAGACCGGAAACAUUUGUUCUAACAAAUAAUCAAACAAUUUCCAGCAGGCUGACAAAUGUGCAAUCCCUUCUUCGUGUUUCCCGAGUGAAAUUUGGAGCUUAAAUGUUGAGCAUUCGAACACACACACAUGCAUACACACAUUCACGUACACCAUAAGUACAUACACAUUUGCGCACAACACCAUUAACACGACACGUAGCUUAGAAGGCCUUUAAAAGUGUAUCAAAACAAAUCUGUCUUAUUUAUAAUUGAAAUUAUACAAAACUACAAUCGAUAAGUGCUCCUUUUCUUACUAGAAUUCUAUGCAAUUAAGUUUCAUCCCAAUUAAGGCUUAGUAAAAUUUACCUUGUACUAAUGGAGAACACUCAAUUUGAAUAAGUAAAUGUUAUCGAACCCAUUCGAAAGAUUUAUUGUGGAUUUAUUCUCUGAUUGCGUAGUUGCUUAGCUUUAACCAGAUAUUAUCAAUCCUGUUUGUGCGUUUGGCUAUCGGAAUGCAAUUUAUUGUUUCUAUUUAUUAUAGCAAGGGGUAGGUAUUUCGGUAACGACACACCCUACUGCAAAUGAGUAACGUGAACGUGACGUAGCUUAAGUUAACCUAUGUAGAGUGAAUCUUGUAAUCGUGGAAUCGAAAAAUAAAAGUACCAUUAUGGAAGUAAAAGCAA
Armigeres subalbatus is the source of this 3986-nucleotide messenger RNA. RefSeq names its product dihydropyrimidinase (gene CRMP). Gene Ontology annotation, cellular component: cytoplasm. The record is from RefSeq and is a predicted model, not a curated record. NCBI's taxonomy places the organism in Eukaryota, Metazoa, Arthropoda, Insecta, Diptera, Culicidae. Gene Ontology annotation, biological process: pyrimidine nucleobase catabolic process. Gene Ontology annotation, molecular function: dihydropyrimidinase activity. Bases 481 to 2274 code for a protein of 597 amino acids. The transcript has 8 exons.